CCCUCCUCUUUGUGGUGACUAGACAGUCAGAGCAGAGAACCAAAACAGAAGCAUACACCAUCGGCCCUUUCCAGUCCUUCACUGCCCAGGUUGACAUUCACUGUGAAGCCCCAAGCCCUGGAGUGAGGAACCAGCCCACAAACCCACAAGAAAACAACAAGUGAAGGCGUCCCUCUCUGCCCCCCAUCACCAGCAGCAGCAAAAGGAGGAGGAAACAUCCUUCUCUCCCACCACGCAACGCGACCUUCAUCCGUAACGCAAGCUUCAUCCGCAACAUAAAACCGUCACGAUGGACCCGCAGUCUGCUCACGCCUUUUCGUCCUCCAAACACGUUCCUCCAGACAAAGAGCCCGGAGAUCCACAAACAACAGCACCAGCUCACUUUGUGUCUCCCCCAAGCCCUCCUACCAUACUUUCCUGGAUCCAAACCACCCCUCAGCCUGAUUCUCUGUCUGACAGCACUGAGGAGGCCAGCUCGCAGAUCCGCUCCAACGCCAUCGCUCUGAUUCGUGAGCGUACCGUGUCGCGACUGUCCCCAGCGAAGACAGCUUAUCCGUUCGUCAUGGCAGAUGGUCAAGCAGGAGGCAAGCCGGCGAGCCUCCCAGCCGCGCCAGUGGAGCCUGUAUCCGGAUCGAAGGCCAGUAAGAAGCGAGGCUAUCCAAAGAAGAACAAGUACAACAAAAAGAAGAACAAGAAGCACGGCGCUGCAGGCGAUGCCGGAGUCGAGUCGACCGAGACGAGCAGCGUGUCUGAGGGAGUAGAGCUGCCGGGACAGUCUUCCACGGAUGUGAGAUCAUCGAGUCGUGAAUCCUCGGCUGCAUCGAUGAAAGGUAGUCCGGGGAAGUUGUCUGUGCCUGCCAGCGGUCUGAAGGAGUCGAUCAGCAGUUCUGAUAUCGCGGGUGGUGCGGGUGGCUCUGGAGACAAGGGUGAAUCAUCUCAGGGUGACCCAACGGAGGCUGUGACCGAAGCCAUGGACAAGCUGGAUUUCCGGGACAAGGGAAAGAGACGAGUGGACAGAGUCGACCCGGUGACUGGAGACGAGAUCAUCGAGGGCCCUGCACCGCAGCCGGCGGCCAAUAUCAAACCCGUCACCGGCCCAUCGUACGCCUUUGUCGCCGCAGAAAGAGGCAAGAUGGAGGGUCCAGACAAGAUGGGAAGUCCCAAGGCAGCUGCAGUCAACGAUGGGCCCCUGGCCAAUCUGUUUCGACCGGCCCCAGACCCAGAGCCAGCCAAGGACACCCUCAGCCUCACCCGCAAGCCCAACAACAGCAAGGAGAUCUUGCCUGACAGCCCAAGCCCGGGCCCUGAGCUUCCUCCAAUCCCCAGCCACCCAGGCAGAAGCCCCCGGGUCAAGCUCCCCCGGAUCCCCGAAGUGGGCAGCGAGGGCGUGCAGAAACCCAACCAGUCGCCUGCCAGACUUCCGGAUUUCUACUAUCCCUCCGCGAGCCCUCACACUCACACUUCCACUCCCCAAUCCACCACCACCACCGCAACCACCUACUGGCCCUCACACACCCAGACCCCAGGCACCACCGCAGCUUCACCCUCCUCCCCCCCCUCCAAAGAAACCACCCAGGAACCUCCCAAAACCAACCCCAACACCACUCCCACCCUCACCCACGCCCACCCCCUUCCCCCCAUCCCCCUCAUCCCCAUCAUCCCCUCCCCGACCCCAUUCCCAUCCCUCACCCCCCUCACCCCCACCCCUCGCCCCCCUCCAACCCCCAAACCAAAAUACACCUACAACCUCGACAGCGUCGGCUUCCCCUGCGGACUCCCCUCGUGCCCCGCCCGCUGCAACCUCUGGGACGGCGCGACGGUGAUCUGCCCCCGAUGCGGCCCGUUCAGCGCGACGCGAUACUGCAGCAAAGCGCACCUCCUCGCGGACAUCAAGCUGCACUGGGCGACGAGCUGCGGCCGCACCACGUUCCUGAACACCUGCAAUCCGACCUCGAUCCCGCGCGCCGUGCACGCCCAGCCGCCACUCAUCCCCUCGCUGCAUGGCUGCGAUACCCCCGAGAGACAUCGCCAGGCGGUGUAUUUCGGGAUGAAUGCCAACGAGGGCGAUUAUUUUGUUUUUAAGGACUGGGUGGAUUAUGCGCAGGGUAGGCCUGGUGGGGGUGGGGAGGGUGUGGAUGGAAUGGAUCUGGAAUCGAGAUGCUCGAAUGAGGUUAUCCAUGUGAUUAAGUUCGAGGAUGUCGACAUGAGAGAUCGGUUUCGACGGGUUUUGGCUGUUUGUUUGUUUUUAACAAUCGAAGUCCCCCGCUGCACAGACUACCUCUACCGGCUCCUCCGCGACCACCUCCGCCGCAGCCGCAGCACGCACCUCCUCCCGUCCCUGCUGCACCAGCUCUCACACGAGUUCCACGUCCAGAUCGAGCCGAGCCAGCGCCACGCCUGCGAGACGGACUGGGACGGCCGCAAUCGGCGCCACUGCACCAACGACGUGUGUCGCAGCGAGUACGUGCGGUGGCUGGGGUCGCUGGAUCGGCCCGGCAUCGGACGCUUCGUCGAGGUGCGCGAGGCGUCGCAUUGGGUGCUGCGGACGGCACGGAUCACCCACCCCGAGGUGAAGGGGAGUUGGGAGCGCAUGAUGGGCAAUGGCUGGGGACAGGAGGUUGUGGUGGGCGAUCGCAGGGUGUUUAGCCGGGGAGAGGGCUGGGAUGGGGUUGCUGGGCCGGUGGUGGGUGGGGAGGCCGGGUUGAGGGGGAUGGAGAUGGAGGAGUAA
Molecule: messenger RNA, 2728 nt
Organism: Aspergillus heteromorphus CBS 117.55
Lineage: Eukaryota; Fungi; Ascomycota; Eurotiomycetes; Eurotiales; Aspergillaceae
Exons: 2
Coding region: 290-2728 (812 amino acids)
Source: RefSeq, a predicted model, not a curated record